Closterium sp. Naga37s-1 is the source of this 220-nucleotide messenger RNA. The record is from the annotation of a GenBank genome assembly. Lineage: Eukaryota; Viridiplantae; Streptophyta; Zygnematophyceae; Desmidiales; Closteriaceae.
GGUGAGCAUGAAAUCCAAGGAGGUGGUGGCGGCGCUGGGGGAGCCGGACGUGAAAGCAGGGAGGGGCAGCAGUGGGGCAGUGACGGUGAUCUACUCACAGCUGAAACCGGCAUUGCAGCGAAACAUUGGGCUGCAGGUCACGUUUGUGGGGCGCAGCUGGAAGGAUGCUGACAAUGCUACAGACUGCAUCACGUUGUAUUUAGCAACGGACAAGUCAUGA